AUGGACAGAGAGCAGCAAGAGCUUCAGUUUCUAGGUUUCUUUGGAAUCUUUAGAUACUCUUUCAAGACCGUCUUCUCAUGGAGAAAAAUCUUCAGUCAAAUCACUCUGACUCUAAUCCUCCCACUCUCAUUCGUCUUCCUCUUUCAAUUCCAAGUCUCACAGCUCCUCUUCGACAAGGCAAUCAGAGACCAAAACACCCGCAAUCGUCUCUCUCAUAAGGUCUCCGCCGAUUGGGCUCGGUUUGUGCUCUUCAAAGCCGCCUAUUUCACUGUAUUUCUCAUACUCUCUCUGCUCUCAACCGCUGCAGUUGUUUACACCAUCGCCUGCAUUUACACUGCCAAGCAAAUCACCUUCAAGAAGGUCAUGAGCGUGGUCCCAAGGGUCUGGAAGCGACUCUUUGUUACCUUCAUAUGUAGUUUCGCAGUCGCUUUGGUUUACAACGUUGUUGCAAUUGGGGUUUUAGUUUUGUGGGCUGUUGUUGUGGGGUUUUCUUCGAUUGGGAUUGCGAUCGGUAUUGUCCUCUUGAUCUUGUACAUUGCGGGUUUGUUGUACAUCACAAUUGUGUGGAAUAUAGCGAGCGUUGUUUCGGUGUUGGAGGACAUUUAUGGGUGGAAAGCCAUGGUGAAGAGCAGGUGUUUGAUAAAAGGCAAGAUGGGUGUUUCAGUCGGUUUGUUUGUUGUAAUUGGAUUUUGUUUCGGGGCUAUUGAAGCUGUAUUCGAGACCUUUGUGGUGGAGGGGUUUGGGUCUAGUUUGGCGAUUCGAGUGGUGAUCGGAAUCAUCUGCUUUUUGUUGCUGCUUAAGGUUAUGCUGUUUGAACUUGUGAUGCAAACAGUGCUUUACUUUGUUUGCAAGUCUUAUCACCAUGAAAGCAUCGACAGGUCUGCUUUAUCUGGUCAUCUCGAAACUUUUACUGGAAAUUACUUCCCUCUGAGGGCCAAGAAUGUGCAGUUAGAAGAAUCUCAUGUGUAA
Messenger RNA from Tripterygium wilfordii, 969 nucleotides. RefSeq lists its product as uncharacterized. Bases 1 to 969 code for a protein of 322 amino acids. The transcript has a single exon. The record is from RefSeq and is a predicted model, not a curated record. Lineage: Eukaryota; Viridiplantae; Streptophyta; Magnoliopsida; Celastrales; Celastraceae.